Molecule: messenger RNA, 873 nt
Organism: Opisthorchis viverrini
Lineage: Eukaryota; Metazoa; Platyhelminthes; Trematoda; Opisthorchiida; Opisthorchiidae
Exons: 8
Source: RefSeq, a predicted model, not a curated record
UUCGAAGUUGAACUAGAAAAUAAUGCUGAAGGAAAGUGGGGUGAAUAUUUCAAGGCAUGGGGUGUGACCCGACUCAGCAAAUACGAUCUAUGUCACGGCAUGCGUCAAGUGGCAGAAAAAGCGAGCACGUUUUAUGAAAUCCAACUGGCUUUUUGUGCUACAGACUUUUCCGAGUUGGAAGAAGUAUCAAGCGACAGUGAGCUCACUUUGUAUUUCACAGUGAGCAGCCUGAAAAUGGAUGUGGACGGCUGUUUCAGGAAAGUCGGAACUGAGUUGCAGACAAUCUUCAAUUCGCCUCCUUCUGGGUCUGUUAAGGAAAACCGGGCUAUGUUGAACAAGGUAGAGAAAGAAGGAUCAAGCAGCGAUGUUUGGAGUUCGGACAGGGAGUUUCAAAUAGCCGUUGGCAAAAAGUUUACCGGGGCGGAGAAACCGAAGGCAGUAUAUAGCGUUCCUGUUGGAGAGCUACCUGGUAGCACCUAUAUUGCCGUCUUUGUGACUACACUACCGGACUUUUCGGACAAAGAUGGUGAUACUGGGUCCUCCGAAAUUACUAGUUGGUGGCCGGCUCCGAAAUCGAGAGAAAAGAGGAAACGUCCGAGGAUGAUUGCACAAGUGUGUGACACAACCACGAAAAAUUCCCUCACCGUCAUUCAACUGGACACCAUACCUGCUUUUUCGAGAUCGACACCGAUUUCAAACGUACAGCGUUAUGCUUUGAGUCUUUUGGAUAACGCCGAUAAGAAGGCUGGCCCACCAGGAAGACCCAGUGCCCAAGUUUCCACCAACCUUGUGCUCUAUUUGAACCCAAAUUGCACGAAAUUAGUUAAAUACAUUCAUUUGCAUACCAAAUUGUUUUUGACGGGAGACUUAGCU